CGCUGGUGAAGUGCGCAGGCGCGACCGCUCCAAUGGGCUGUGCUUUAGGAAUAAAGUUGUGUAGAAAGUUUUAGAGAGUUAAAUCGGGAUCGGGAUUCAAAGAAGGCGAAGGAUCGCUGCUGCGCAACAGACACAGAUGUCUUCUGAAACCCAGACCAAGCCAUCCAGAACACUGACAAAUUGUAGCUUCCAUCCAAGGGGGAGUCCAAAACCUUCAGCUGUCUGCAUCUUGAAGCAAGUCUUCAUCUGUCUUCCAGUGAAGCUCUUGAGACCCUUGGAAUGAAACGCGAUUCCUUGCAGUUUCUUCUCGGGAUCCUGAUUCGAGGAAGCAACAGGAUUCCUCAGCGUACCAAAGACCUUUGAUUUUCCUAUUACAAUUUAACACGGGAGGGGUGUACGAGAGCCCCGCUCCAUCACAUCUUGUGCAAGAAUCAAAUGUGGCAUGAUAGCAAUGAAUGGGCUAAAUUAGGCAGCCUUACCUGAGGCCCGUUUGACACCAGAAGACUGCAUACAAAAAGAGGAGGGAGAAAAAGACAUUUUUCUUAACGAUGGCAGGUUUUUCUUAAAACUAAUGCAAUCUGUGGAAAAAUAUAUCAGCUGGCUUAUUUUAAAAAUAGAAGGUAUAUUUUGAAAUGAUUGUCUACAUUCUCCUUGCUUGGGAGUCAUUCUGAUAAAGUGUGAAACUAAUUUUAAAAAGCACGAUACUUCUUAGUACAAAUUAUUGGAAGAGUUUAUCUCCUGCGGCUAAAUCUGGAGCAAACGUACGGAGGGGGAUGUUGGAUUUGAGUCCCAAUUGAUUCCAGGUUUGUGGUGGUGCUGAUGAGGUUGGCUUCGUACGUUGGGCAACCGAUUCGCUCAGCUGUGUUGUUUAAGGUCAGGAGAUAAAGAGGAAGGACAAUGAGUCUGGGCAAGUUGCCCGUCUUCAAGAACCUGGUGCCCGGCUCCCACAGCAAGCGGAGGCUUAAGCCAGAGCUGACCUCGGACAUGAUCAGCUCUCCGCUGGGAGACUUCCGCCACACCAUGCACGUGGGCCGUGGCGGCGACGUCUUUGGUGACACCUCCUUCCUCAGCGACCACGGCGGCGAGAAGGCACGCGAGGGCGCCAAGUCCAACCUGCUGGUCCGAGCCCUGAGGAACGUCAGGAAGUCCCCGAUGAGGAACAGCAGCCGGGAAGUGUCCCCACCCCCAGUGGUGUCUCCCAUCAUUAAGAAUGCGGUCUCCCUGCCCCAUCUGUUGGAGAUCAAGAAUGGGUCUGUGGAACGACUGAACUUCAAGACAGUGAUGUCAAGUCCGGAAGUGAUGGAUGGAUCGUACGGAUUGGAGUCGGGAUUCUGCACCCUUCCCAGAUGGUCCAGGCUGGAUAAGCCCAAGGAUACGUUGGCCAAGGUGGACUCGGCAAAGCCAUCGGAGGACCUGGAGCUGGUGGACUUGGAGUUGCCUCGCACGGACUCCUUGCUGUCCUUCAGCGUGGACCUGGGUCCCUCGCUGAUGAGCGAGGUGCUGGCUGUCAUGGAGCCUGAGAACCAGAUGGAAAAGGAGUCCCCACGCGCCCCGGAGAAUGGGGCACGGCUGGUGAAGUUUCACCUGGAUGGCCCUUCCGACCAGCGGAAUGGUGCUGCUCACCACAAUGGCCAUGAGGAGUCGCCGGGAGAGGUUGCUGGGCCAGGAGUUGGGAGGGCCUUCGGUGGAGACCCUCCGCUCGGUGGGUUUUGGAGACAGUACCAGCGGGCAACUGGGCAGGAGAGGCAGCUGAGCAAGGAGGAGGUCGGGACAGAGAGACCGUCCCUGUGGCACUGUAGGGGUCCGAGUGACGAGAGAACCGGGGAAUAUUGGGGCGUCCCCCGCUCGCCCAGCGAGACCGCCCGUGCUCAAGAUGGCAGCCCUUCGGUGGCCCAGUUUGUUUCCACCUCUCCCCAGGAGCUGCGUCCACGCUGGGGGAGUCUGCCCGAUGAUGAGGGAGAUGCCAGGAUGCGGGCGAGCUGGAGGCCCUUGAGGCCACGGGUCCCGGCAGACGGCGAAGAGGCUGAGCAGGGGUACAGCGAGCGCUGCUGGGAGAGCCGGCUGCCCGCCACCGAGAGCACAGGCUUCAACCCCCUGAAGGCCGAGGCCUUUGCCUUUGCAGACGAAGAUGAGGAAAUCCGUGUAUAAUCCAGGAGGACCGAGACUUCCAAUUAUCCGCUAAUCGAUAACCGGAUCUCAUCUUCAAGGAAAAUUCAAUUUAAAAAAAAAACACGCAGAUGCUGGAAAUCUGAAACUGGUGGGAGCACGCAGCAGGUCAGGCAGCAUCUGUGAAGAGAGAAACAAUUAACGUUUCGGGUCCGAGACCCUUCAUUAGAACUUUUUUUUUUCCCAAGGGUUAUCUUAAAGGAUCAAGGACUUUCUUUUUAAUUUGCUGCCUUUUACUGAUAAUACAGUGAAGCUACUUUAAGAUCAAUUCCCAAAGAGACGAGUUGUGACAGGAAUUCUCUCGGUGGUAAGUGUGUCACCCCACAGAAUGGGGUCCCAGUUCCUUGGUCUCUAUGGAGUUGGUUGACCGUGACUUUUGGGGGUUGGAGGGGUUUGCUGUUGUUCGAGGUCCGUCUCGACAUGUGGGGCUCAGGGAGAUGAACAGCCAGGUGUUACUCUUGGCAGCUCUGAUGUUGGAGGGAAGAUGGAGUGUCUGGUAUUGUUAGUAGGGGGAAGAGGGCAGAGUUAUUCUCUCUUGUGGUCACCUGAAGGCCUUCUGUGUCUGGAUGCUGUCUUCUGUGUCUAUUUUAUGAAAAUCAGUGUGGGGUUCUGGGGCUUUGGAGCGAGCUCCUCCAGUCUGGAGCCUGUUCACUGACCCUUGACAAAUAUUAAAAAAAAACGACAGACACUGGAAAUCUGAAAUUAAAAACAAAGUGCUGGAAAUACUCAGCAGGUCAGGCAGCAUCCACAGAGGGAGAAGGACAAUGAAGCAUCUUCAACCUGAAACAUUAGUUCUGUUUCUCUUUCUACGGAUGCUGCCCGACCUUCUGAGUGUUUCAGACUUUGUUCAGGUGCUGGUUGAAGCCUAAGGCCUGGCUCACUCUGCAGAAUCUGAGGUAGUCAGAAGGGCGGUUGGUGGAAAUGUUUUACGGAAAAAGCAAAGUAAAAUUUUAAAUUCAUGAAACUGACUCGUUGGCCUUGAGGAAUAUCCUUGUGCGCUGUAGACGUGGCAACUGAGAGGUUGGACCGGCCUGCAACUAUCAGACCACUCCAUCACUGCCCCCACAGCUGUUGCUACACUGAUGCAGAACAUACUCCCUCCCCUCACUUUGUGACUGGACUGGAUGUCCCCAGUUCCAGCCCUACCAACCUCCAGGAGAGAGACAGACAGUUUUGGGUGCUGUCAAUGGAGGCAGAAAGACCAGCAAGCCAGAGAGUUUGAGACCUGUCAGGGAUCAGUCUAGGCCAAAAAAAUGCUCCUGAUCAAUCCCCAUCUGCUGCCCUUCACGUGAAGAAAUGCUUCCUGAACUUGACGCUAAUUUUAAGGCUGAAAGGGAAACCGAUACCAAUGAGAGAGGACAAGGCCAAAGAUGUACACCCUGCUGGAGAGCUCCUUCGGAACUGGAGAAGUGGGAGUGAAUCAAAUUGUACAUUUUUUUUAAAAACUGUGAACGCUGGAAACCAGAAAAUGCUGGAAACACUCAGCAGGUCAGACA
Molecule: messenger RNA, 3662 nt
Organism: Pristis pectinata (smalltooth sawfish)
Lineage: Eukaryota; Metazoa; Chordata; Chondrichthyes; Rhinopristiformes; Pristidae
Product: cdc42 effector protein 1-like
Exons: 3
Coding region: 898-2148 (416 amino acids)
Source: RefSeq, a predicted model, not a curated record